GGGGCCGGCGGGCGUCCCUCAGUCCCCCCACAGGCCGCACGGAGGUGCGAAGCGCAGCAGGAGCAUGAAGGUGGGCUGGCCAGGUGAGAGCCGCUGGCAGCUGGGCCCGGCUGUGGAAGAGAGCCUGGUUCUGGGAGUUCCUGCGGUCGGCGGCCUUCCCGACGUGCUGCCGGAGGGGACCCUGCUCGACAUGGUGCUGAGGAGGGUGCACCGGCCCCGCAGCUGCUCCUACCAGCUGCUGCUGCAGCACCCGCGGCCCAGCCGCAUCCAGGGACUGCGAUGGACGCCGCUCACCAACGGUGAGGAGUCCCUGGAUUUCAGCGAGAGCCUCGAGCAGGCCUCCGCGGAGCGGGUGCUCAGGGCUGGGAGGCACCUGCACCGACACCUCCUGGCCGCCUGUCCGACCCUCAUCCGCGAUCGAAAGCACCACCUCAGGCUCCAUCGGCAGUGCUGCUCUGGACGGGAGCUGGUGGACGGGAUCUUGGCCCUGGGGCUUGGGGUCCAUUCCCGCAGCCAGGCAGUGGGCAUCUGCCAGGUGCUGCUGGAUGAAGGUGCCCUCUGCCAUGUGAGACACGACUGGACCUUCCAGGACCGAGAUGCCCAGUUCUAUCGGUUCUUGGGGCCGGAGCCUGAGCCUGCGGGAACCCAUGAGCUAGAGGAGGAGUUGGUCGAGGCAAUGGCCCUGCUGUCCCAGCGGGGACCAGACGCCCUGCUCACUGUGGCCCUGCGAAAGCCCCCGGGGCAGCGCCUGGAUGAGGAGCUGGACCUCAUCUUCGAGGAGCUGCUGCACAUCAAGGCUGUGGCCCACCUGUCCAACUCAGUGAAGCGGGAGUUAGCAGCUGUGCUGCUCUUCGAAUCCCACAGCAAGGCGGGGACUGUGUUGUUCAGCCAGGGCGACAAGGGCACCUCGUGGUACAUUAUCUGGAAGGGAUCUGUCAACGUGGUGACCCACGGCAAGGGGCUGGUGACCACGCUGCACGAGGGAGAUGACUUUGGACAGCUGGCCCUGGUGAACGACGCACCCCGGGCGGCCACCAUCAUUCUGCGGGAAGAUAACUGUCACUUCCUGCGUGUGGACAAACAGGACUUCAACCGAAUCAUCAAGGACGUGGAGGCGAAGACCAUGAGGCUGGAGGAGCACGGCAAGGUGGUGCUGGUGCUGGAGCGCACGUCUCAGGGCGCUGGCCCUUCGCGCCCGCCGACGCCGGGCAGGAACCGGUACACGGUGAUGUCUGGCACCCCGGAGAAGAUCCUGGAGUUGCUGCUGGAGGCCAUGCGGCCGGAUUCCAGCGCUCAUGACCCAACAGAGACGUUCCUCAGCGACUUCCUCCUCACCCACAGUGUCUUCAUGCCCACCGCCCAGCUCUGCGCCGCCCUGCUGCACCACUUCCACGCGGAGCCGGCGGAGGCUGCCGGGGGCGGCGAGCUGGAGCACAGCUCCUACAUCUGCAACCGGCGGCAGCAGAUCCUGCGGCUGGUCGGCCGGUGGGUGGCCCUGUACAGUCCCAUGCUCCACAAGGACCCUGUGGCCACCAGCUUCCUCCAGAAACUCUCCGACCUGGUGAGCAGGGACGCCCGGCUCAGCCACCUGUUGAGGGAGCAGUGGCCCGAGAGGCGGCGACACCACAGGUUGGAGAACGGCUGCGGGAGCGCGUCUCCACAGUUGAAGGCCCGGAACGUGCCUGUUUGGCUCCCCAGCCAGGACGAGCCUCUGCCAAGCAGCAGCUGUGCCAUCCGGGUGGGGGACAAAGUGCCCUACGACAUCUGCCGGCCCGACCACUCGGUGCUGACCCUGCAGCUGCCCGUGACGGCCUCCGUGAGAGAGGUGAUGGCGGCGCUGGCCCAGGAGGACGGCUGGACCAAGGGGCAGGUGCUGGUGAAGGUCAACUCCACCGGCGAUGCCGUGGGCCUGCAGCCAGACGCCCGCGGUGUGGCCACAUCCCUGGGGCUCAACGAGCGGCUCUUUGUUGUCACCCCGCAGGAAGUGCACAAGCUGACCCCACACCCUGAGCAGCUGGGGCCGGCCGUGGGCUCUGCGGAGGGGCUGGAUGCGGUGAGUGCCAGGGACCUGGCCGGGCAGCUGACAGACCUCGACUGGAGCCUGUUCAACAGCAUCCACCAGGUGGAGCUGAUCCACUACGUGCUGGGCCCCCAGCGCCUGCGGGACGGCACCACGGCCAACCUGGAGCGCUUCAUGCGCCGCUUCAACGAGCUGCAGUUCUGGGUGGCCACCGAGCUCUGCCUCUGCCCCGCGCCCGGCCUGCGGGCCCAGCUGCUCAGGAAGUUCAUCAAGCUGGCCGCCCACCUCAAGGAGCAAAAGAAUCUCAACUCCUUCUUUGCCAUCAUGUUUGGCCUUAGCAACUCGGCCAUCAGCCGCCUGGCACACACCUGGGAGCGGCUGCCCCACAAAGUCCGGAAGCUUUACUCGGCCCUGGAGCGGUUGCUGGACCCCUCGUGGAACCACCGAGUGUACCGACUGGCCCUCAGCAAGCUGUCCCCGCCGCUCAUCCCCUUCAUGCCCCUCCUUCUCAAAGACAUGACCUUCAUUCACGAGGGCAACCGCACGCUGGUGGAGAAUCUCAUCAACUUUGAGAAGAUGCGAAUGAUGGCCAGGGCCGCACGGCUGCUGCACCGCUGCCGAAGCCACGGCGCCGUGCCCCUCUCGCCGCUCCGGAGCCGCGUUUCCCAUCUCCAUGAGGACAGCCAGGCCUCGAGGGUUUCCACGUGCUCGGAGCAGUCCCUGAGCACCCGGAGUUCGGCCAGCACCUGGGCUUACGUCCAGCAGCUGAAGGUCAUCGACAACCAGCGGGAGCUGUCCCGCCUCUCCCGGGAACUGGAGCCCUGAGGAGGGGCUGGGCUGCAGCAGGCGCUUCCCACCGAGAGCAAGGGCAGGCCGGGCCAAGGGGCCCGCAGCCGGCCGCGCUGGGCAGGGCUCUCCGCGGAUGGACUCGAGGCCCUGGCGCGGGCAGUGUGGAGGCGGCUGUCCCCGUGGUGCCUGGUGGCGGAGGAGGACCCGAGUGGAACUGCGCCGGGGCGCACGGCCAAGGAGCGGGGGGCUGGCGCGGCGCUGGGCGUGGGUGGGCGCGCCGGGCAGGCACUGGACUCUGCUCAAUAGAGAGCUCCCCUCACA
Molecule: messenger RNA, 3130 nt
Organism: Chinchilla lanigera (long-tailed chinchilla)
Lineage: Eukaryota; Metazoa; Chordata; Mammalia; Rodentia; Chinchillidae
Gene: Rapgef3
Product: Rap guanine nucleotide exchange factor (GEF) 3
Biological process (GO): Ras protein signal transduction; positive regulation of GTPase activity
Cellular component (GO): plasma membrane
Molecular function (GO): guanyl-nucleotide exchange factor activity
Source: RefSeq, a predicted model, not a curated record